CAAGUCUUCAGUUACUUAUUUGGACUUCAGCUGGUAAGGAGUCUGUUGCCUUUUAAGUGUUAACCUACCAUUCAGGCUGCACUAAUACUGACUAACAGAAUACUGCUGCACAGUCAGACUCCCAAGGGGAACCAGGCACAGGGAAGAUGGAACCUCUCACAUUCCUUCUUCUAUUAGCAGGACUAGUGGGAGCAGCAUCUAAUGACAAUUCAACAACAGUUACCACAACCUCAUCACAAGUCAACAUAACUUCAGUAGCAAGCAAUGCAACCUCACUACCAGAAGGUACAACUUCACUAACAGUUGUUGGAACCUCAGCACCAAUAAACUCAACCAUAAACUCAUCACAACCCACCACAACAUCAUCUUCAGCACCACCCUUAUCAACAGAACCAAUCGACAUGACCUCCCUGCCACUCAACGCAACUUCAUCAGAAAACAUGACCUCAGUACCUUUCUCACCAACAGCAACAGUGAGCAUGACCUCGUCAUCUCUCAAUGUAACGUCACCACAAGUCAACAUGACCUCAAUACCACUGAACCAAACAUCAACAAUUAAUAUGACCACAGCAACACCCUCACCAAUAGAAACAGUGAACAUGACCUCGUCAUCUCUCAAUGCAACGUCACCACAAGUCGCCAUGACCUCAAUACCACUGGACCAAACAUCAGCAAUUAAUAUGACCACAGCAACACCCUCACCAAUAGAAACAGUGAACAUGACCUCGUCAUCUCUCAAUGCAACGUCACCGCAAGUCGCCAUGACCUCAAUACCACUGGACCAAACAUCAACAAUUAAUAUGACCACAGCAACACCCUCACCAAUAGAAACAGUGAACAUGACCUCGUCAUCUCUCAAUGCAACGUCACCGCAGGUCGCCAUGACCUCAAUACCACUGAACCAAACAUCAACAAUUAAUAUGACCUCAGUACCACCCUCACCAACAGAAACAGUGAACAUGACCUCGUCAUCUCUCAAUGUAACGUCACCACAAGUCAAUAUGACCUCAAUACCACUGGACCAAACAUCAACAAUUAAUAUGACCACAGCAACACCCUCACCAAUAGAAACAGUGAACAUGACCUCGUCAUCUCUAAAUGCAACGUCACCGCAAGUCGCCAUGACCUCAAUACCACUGGACCAAACAUCAACAAUUAAUAUGACCACAGCAACACCCUCACCAAUAGAAACAGUGAACAUGACCUCGUCAUCUCUCAAUGCAACGUCACCACAAGUCGCCAUGACCUCAAUACCACUGGACCAAACAUCAGCAAUUAAUAUGACCACAGCAACACCCUCACCAGUAUCACCAUUCAUCAUCACCUCCUCACCAAUCAAUGCAACUUCACCACAAGUUGACAUGACCACAGUACCACUUAACAUGACCUCACCUGGAAAUAUGACCUCAGCACCACCCUCACCAACAACACCCGCCAGCAUGACCUCCUCACCUCAUAAUGUAACCUCAUCAGGAAAUAUGACCUCACCAACAUCCUCACCAAUAUCACCAGGCAGCAUCACCUCCUCACCAAUCAAUGCAACCUCACCACAAGUUGACAUGACCACAGUACCACUUAACCUGACCUCUUCAGGUAAUAUGACCUCAGCACCACCCCCACCAUCAACACCCGCCAGUAUGACCUCAUCUUUCAACGAAACCUCAUCAGGAAAUAUGACCUCAGCACCACCAUCACCAAUAUCACCAGGCAGCAUCACCUCCUCACCACUCAAUGCAACCUCACCAGAAGUCGACAUGACCACAGUACCACUUAAGCUAACUUCUCCAGUAUCCCCCAGCAUGACCUCACCAACAGUCAAGACAUCAUCUCCAGACCUAACUUCACCAGGAACAUCCAUACCAUCAAAUGUCACCUCUUUUAGCACUACAACUACAGCUGCAACUACGACUACAACUACAACAGCUGCACCAGUACCAGAACCUAAAAUCAAUUUGGGAUUUAAGCUGCAGCAAACUUUUUCAACAGAACUUGAAAACAAAAGCUCACCAGCCUAUAUACAGUUGGAAUCAAAUGUGACCCAACAGCUCAACAAAGUCUAUACAGAAAAAUAUGGAUCUAGCUUCAAUCGAACAGUCAUCAAUAGUUUCAGACAAGGAUCCAUUGUGGUUGAUGCUCAGCUGAUAUUCAAUAAUGUUAGCUCAUUACCAAAUACCAGCUCUGCAAUUGCAACUUUGACAGAAGCUGCUGCAAGCUCAAAAAUUUCCCUCUCAGUUAACACAUCAUCUAUUACAGCAACAGUUGUGCAAACAGCACCAACAGAACAAGUCACAACAGCAUCUUCAACGAUGAUUCCAAGCAUGACCUCACUGUCAUUGAAUACAACAUCACAACAAGUCAAUAUGACUUCAGUAACAAACAACCCACCCACAUCAGGUAAUGUAACCUCACCACCACCCUCACCGAUGGCACCAACGGGCAUGACCUCACCACCAGUCAAUACAACCUCACUGCAAGUCAACAUGACUUCAACACUACUUAACCUCACCUCACCUGUUAACAUCACCUCAGCAUCAUCCACAUCAACGGCACCACUCAGCAUGACCUCACCGUCAUUGAAUACAACCUCACCACAAGUCAACAUGACUUCAGGACCAUUUAACCAAACCUCUCCAGUUAACAUGACCUCAGCACCAUCCACACCAACACCACCAGUCGACAUGACCUCACCACCAGUCAAUGCAACCUCACAACAAGUCAACAUGACUUUAACACCAUUCAACCAAACCUUACCAGUUAACAUGACCUCGCCACCACCCACAUCAACAGCACCAGUCAGCGUGACCUCACUGCCAGUCAAUGCAACCUCACCACAAAUCAAUAUGAGUUCUACACCAAUUAACCCAACCUCACCUGUUAAUAUGACUUCAGCACUAUCCACAUCAACAGCACCACUUGGCAUAACCUCAGCACCACUCAAUACAACCUCACUACAAGUCAACAUGACUUCAGAAACAAAUAAUCCAGCAACACAAGGUAACGUGACCUCACCGCCACCGUCACCGAUAGCACCAGUGGGCAUGACAUCACCAUCAGUCAAUGCCACCUCACCACAAGUGAACAUGACCUCAACACCACUUAACCUGACCUCACCGAUUAACAUGACCACAGUACCCGCUCCAUCAACAACACUAGUCAGCAUGACCUCAAUGCAACUUAAUGUAACCUCACCACAAGUCAACAUGACUUCAACAACGAAAAACACAGCCACACCAGGUAACAUGACCUCACCAUCACCCUCCCCAACAGCACCAGUCAGCAUGACCUCACUACCAGUCAAUGCCACCUCACCACAAGUUAACACGACUUCAACACCACUUAACCCGACCUCAACAAUUAACAUGACCACAGUAUCUGCUCCAUCAACAAUGCUCGUCAGCACGACCUCAGCGCAACUUAAUGCAACCUUACCAGUAUCCCCCAGCAUGACCUCACCAACAGUCAAGACAUCAUCUCCAGACCUAACUUCACCAGGAACAUCCAUACCAUCAAAUGUCACCUCUUUUAGCACUACAACUACAGCUGCAACUACGACUACAACUACAACAGCUGCACCAGUACCAGAACCUAAAAUCAAUUUGGGAUUUAAGCUGCAGCAAACUUUUUCAACAGAACUUGAAAACAAAAGCUCACCAGCCUAUAUACAGUUGGAAUCAAAUGUGACCCAACAGCUCAACAAAGUCUAUACAGAAAAAUAUGGAUCUAGCUUCAAUCGAACAGUCAUCAAUAGUUUCAGACAAGGAUCCAUUGUGGUUGAUGCUCAGCUGAUAUUCAAUAAUGUUAGCUCAUUACCAAAUACCAGCUCUGCAAUUGCAACUUUGACAGAAGCUGCUGCAAGCUCAAAAAUUUCCCUCUCAGUUAACACAUCAUCUAUUACAGCAACAGUUGUGCAAACAGCACCAACAGAACAAGUCACAACAGCAUCUUCAACGAUGAUUCCAAGCAUGACCUCACUGUCAUUGAAUACAACGUCACAACAAGUCAACAUAACUUCAGUAACAAACAACCCACCCACAUCAGGUAAUGUAACCUCACCACCACCCUCACCGAUGGCACCAACGGGCAUGACCUCACCACCAGUCAAUACAACCUCACUGCAAGUCAACAUGACUUCAACACUACUUAACCUCACCUCACCUGUUAACAUCACCUCACCAUCAUCCACAUCAACGGCACCACUCAGCAUGACCUCACCGUCAUUGAAUACAACCUCACCACAAGUCAACAUGACUUCAGCACCAUUUAACCAAACCUCUCCAGUUAACAUGACCUCAGCACCAUCCACACCGACACCACCAGUCGGCAUGACCUCACCACCAGUCAAUGCAACCUCACAACAAGUCAACAUGACUUUAACACCAUUCAACCAAACCUUACCAGUUAACAUGACCUCGCCACCACCCACAUCAACAGCACCAGUCAGUGUGACCUCACUGCCAGUCAAUGCAACCUCACCACAAAUCAGUAUGAGUUCUACACCACUUAACCUCACCUCACCAAUUAACGCGACUUCAGUACCAGCUACAUCAACGGCACCAGUUGGCAUGACCUCACCAUCAUUGAAUACAACCUCACCACAAGUCAACAUGAGUUCUACACCACUUAACCCAACCUCACCAAUUAACGCGACUUCAGUACCAGCUACAUCAACGGCACCAGUUGGCAUGACCUCACCAUCAUUGAAUACAACCUCACCACAAGUCAACACAACUUCUUCACCACCUAUCACAUCCUCACUAUUAGGCAACAUGACCUCAACACUGAUUGUAACUUCAUCUCUCACAAAGUCAUCCACAGUUGGAGUAACCUUGCUACCAACAACAGGAACAUCAACCGGGCCUGUUGUUACAGCUAGUGUUCCAACUACAACAGCAACUGCAUCACGAGACUCCACGGUCCAGCUAGAUUUUAAGUUGUUAGAGACAUUUAACCCACAACUUAAAAACAAAAGCUCUCCUGAGUUCAUAGAUUUAAGAAAUCGAGUAACAAGUGCACUUGAUUCUCUGUAUAGCAAGAAAUUUGGAAGUCGUUUCCUGAGAUCGGAGAUCAUAGCUUUCAGUCAGGGUUCAGUUGUUGUUGAUUCAGAACUGAUAUUCAAUAAUGCCACCUCGGUGCCAGAAACUAGUGAGGUGGAAAAUACUCUGGUAAAAGCGGCCAACACUUCCAACUUUAAUCUCACUGUGGAUGCUGCAAGUAUUAAUGUAACAAGAGUUAUCACAACAACAGCUGCGGCUACAACAGUAGUUAACCCAACCUCAACAACACUCAACAUGACCUCAACAUCACUUAUCCUGACCACACCAGUUAAUAUGACCACAGCACCACCCACCCAAACAACAGCACCAGUCAGCAUGACAUCACCACCAGUCAAUGCAACCUCACCACAAGUCAACAUUACGUCAACGACAAAUAACCCAACCUCAUCAAUUAACAUCACCUCAGCACCAUCCACAUCAACAGCACCAGUCAGCAUGACCUCACCAUCACUCAAUACAACCUCACCACAAGUCAACAUGACUUCACCGCUUAACCCGACCUCGUCAGCAGUCAACAUAACCUCAACACCAUUCAGUCCAACCACACAACUAAACAUGACCUCUCAACCAUCCACAUCAACAGCACCAGUUAAUCCAACCUCACCACAAGUCAAUAUGACAUCACCAACAUCCAGUCCAACCACACAACUAAACAUCACCUCACCAUUAACCACCAUCAUAUCAUCACCAGCUACUACCAAUGCCACAACUGCUGCCUCAACUGGAGCUACAACUGUGGGCUCUAAUACAACUGCAGCUACAGCUGUGUCUGCAAGUACAAGCACUUCUCCCACCACGGUGGCAACUACUACACCCACAACAACCACCACCACUGCAUCAACAAAUCCUCCUACUGCAAAUGAAGGAAGCCUUGACCUUCAGUUCAGUCUCAACCAAACUUUUAUGUCAGACCUCACAAACCAAAAUUCAACAGCUUUUCAGACUUUAGCUCAAACAGUGAUCAGAGAGGUAAACAUUGCAUGCAGACGUGUCUAUGGAUCAUUGUUCCUUCGUUCCAUUGUUAAUCGAUUCCGGUCAGGAUCAGUGGUCACCGAUAUGACUCUUGUAUUCCAAGACAAAGCCUCAGUUCCUACAGCAAGCAAUGCAACUCAAGAACUCAGCACAAACAUUAACUCUUCCCUGAACAUUAUAUCAGGCAGUCUUAAUGCAACUGUGCCCAAUGUUACAGCAACCCCAACCCCAGCUUCUAACAAUACUACAGCUGCAACAACUGCAGCUACAACCGUGGUUUCUAACACAACUGCAGCUACAACCAUGGUUUCUAACACAACUGCAGCUACAACUGUGGUUUCUAACACAACUGCAGCUACAACCGUGGUUUCUAACACAACUGCAGCUACAACCGUGGUUUCUAACACAACUGCAGCUACAACUGUGGUUUCUAACACAACUGCAGCUACAACUGUGGUUUCUAACACAACUGCAGCUACAACCGUGGUUUCUAACACAACUGCAGCUACAACUGUGGUUUCUAACACAACUGCAGCUACAACCGUGGUUUCUAACACAACUGCAGCUACAACCGUGGUUUCUAACACAACUGCAGCUACAACUGUGUCUCCAAGUACAGUGACAACAUUACCCACAACAACCACCACCACUGCAUCAACAGAUCCUCCUGCUGCAAAUGAAGGAAGCCUUGGUCUGCAAUUCAGUCUGAACCGAGUUUUUACAGCAGACCUCUCAGUCUCAAGCUCAUCAGCUUUUCAGGAUUUAGCUCAAACAGUGAUCAAAGAGAUAAACAGAGUGGUUAAAAAUAUCUUUGCAUCAUUCCUACGCUCCAGGGUUAACAGCUUUAGGAAUGGAUCAGUAGUUGUCAACAUGACUCUUGUGUUCCAAAGUCGAAACUCGGUUCCAUCACUAACCAAUGCAACUGCCGAGUUGACAAAAGCACUCGGAAAUACCGGACUAAAUAUCGUACCAGGCAGUAUAAGUGUGUCAUCAUCAACCAGUCUUCAGUCUACAAUGGGCAUAUGGGCGCUAACACUGUUAACUGUGGCAAAAAUCAUGAUCAACAUGUAGGCAGCACCCAAGUUCACUGCAGUACUUCACCAACAGUUUUUACUGUGCUAUAAAACCGGGUGUGCCAACCAAAAGAAAAAAAAAAUGAUAUAAGAAGUCAGCAUUAUGAAAUUUACCAAGAUGAAGUAAUAUGGUAAAAAGAUGUGUGCUAUGUUUAAAAGAUUAAUAUAUAUAUUGUAGUAUUUUUCAGACACAAAUUUAUGGUACAAAAUAUCUGAUACGUUCUGGUAAUGUAUUGGCAGUUACCUCUAAGCAACACAUUUGUUUGUUAAGGCACUUAUUUUCAUUGUUAUUGUGGCAUUUUAAAAAAACUAUUAAAAAAAUAUACAUAUAUUUAUUUACAAUGUACACUGUAAAAUUAUGCAAGAUGCAAUUUAAUAUGCAAACAUAUUAGUGUUAAAUGGUGAAAAGGAAGAUGUGUGUAGUUAAUGAUGUGAGUUGAACUGAAAUGAUCUUGAUGCUGGAGAAAAGUGAUUCAUCUGUCAAAUCCUCCAGUAUCAGGUGAAUAGUUUGGAAGGUGGAUUUUAAAUGAGCAUCAGCAAACUGGUCUAGCUAAAUAUUUCCAUGCUACUGUCUUAAUAAAAAAAUAAGAUAUU
Messenger RNA from Oreochromis niloticus (Nile tilapia), 7693 nucleotides. RefSeq lists its product as uncharacterized. The transcript is spliced from 25 exons. The coding region runs from base 147 to 7097 and encodes 2316 amino acids. Lineage: Eukaryota; Metazoa; Chordata; Actinopteri; Cichliformes; Cichlidae. The record is from RefSeq and is a predicted model, not a curated record.